GGUGAGCCGCCAUUUUCUCGGAGUUUUGCCGCUUUCGGGUUAUUUUUGUUUAUUCUUUUAUUGUCGCUGCUCCAGAUCACCGGCGGCGGAGGAGGUUAUUUUUGUUAAUUUAAUAACGACGGUCGGAAGGCGGUGGGGAGGAGAGCCUCCAGUGCCGCUGAGGGACGCGAGAUAUGUACAUUAAACAGGUGAUUAUCCAGGGUUUCCGCAGUUACAGGGAUCAAACAAUUGUUGAUCCUUUCAGCUCCAAGCAUAAUGUUAUAGUUGGCCGAAAUGGAUCUGGGAAAAGUAACUUUUUCUAUGCAAUUCAGUUUGUGCUUAGUGAUGAGUUCAGCCACCUUCGCCCAGAGCAGAGACUUGCUCUACUGCAUGAAGGAACAGGACCUCGUGUCAUUUCUGCAUUUGUUGAAAUUAUAUUUGACAAUUCAGACAAUAGGUUACCUAUUGACAAAGAAGAGGUUUCUCUCCGUCGUGUCAUUGGGGCAAAGAAGGAUCAGUAUUUUUUAGACAAGAAAAUGGUGACGAAAAAUGAUGUCAUGAAUCUUUUGGAAAGUGCUGGGUUUUCUAGAAGCAAUCCUUACUACAUUGUCAAGCAAGGAAAGAUUAAUCAAAUGGCAACAGCGCCAGACUCUCAGCGACUGAAACUUUUGCGAGAAGUUGCUGGUACCAGAGUUUAUGAUGAGCGAAAAGAGGAAAGCAUCAAUCUAAUGAAAGAAACAGAGGGAAAGAGGGAAAAGAUUAACGAAUUGUUGAAAUACAUUGAGGAACGUCUACAUACCCUGGAAGAUGAGAAGGAAGAAUUGGCACAGUACCAGAAAUGGGAUAAGAUGAGAAGAGCACUUGAGUAUACUAUCUAUAAUCAGGAACUGAAUGAAACUCGUGCCAAACUUGAUGAGGUGAGAGCGAAGAGUGAUUUUGAAUUACUACUGGCACAGGCCACCCAAGAAAGGACAGAUUUGUAUGCUAAACAAGGUCGAGGCAGUCAGUUUACGUCAAAAGAGGAAAGAGAUAAAUGGAUCAAGAAAGAGCUGAAAUCGCUUGAUCAAGCUAUUAAUGAUAAAAAACGACAAAUUGCUGCAAUUACCAAGGACCUUGAGGAUACAGAAGCCAAUAAAGAGAGAAACCUGGAACAAUACACUAAACUUGAUCAAGAUCUGGCCGAAGUAAAAGCACGAGUGGAGGAUCUUGACAAAAAAUAUUAUGAAGUAAAAAACAGGAAAGAUGAGCUGCAAAGUGAGAGGAAUUACCUAUGGCGGGAAGAAAACGCUGAACAGCAAGCGUUGGCAGCAAAACGAGAAGAAUUGGAAAAGAAACAGCAGCUUCUUCGAGGUGCAACAGGAAAGGCCAUUUUGAAUGGUAUUGAUAGCAUAAACAAAGUAUUGGAACACUUCGGUCGUAAAGGCAUCAACACACACGUAAUAAAUGGAUAUCACGGGAUUGUAAUGAAUAACUUUGAAUGUGAUCCAGCCUUUUACACUUGUGUUGAAGUCACUGCUGGAAACCGACUCUUCUAUCAUAUUGUGGAAUCUGAUGAAGUUAGUACAAAGAUUUUGAUGGAAUUUAAUAAGCAAAACUUUCCUGGCGAAGUCACUUUCCUUCCACUCAACAAAUUGGAUGUGCGAGACACAGCUUAUCCUGAAACCAAUGAUGCUAUUCCUAUGAUAAGCAAACUUAGAUAUAUACAGAGAUUUGAUAAAGCUUAUAAACAUGUGUUUGGAAAAACAUUAAUCUGUCGAAGUAUGGAGGUAUCCACUCAGCUAGCCAGAGCAUUUAAUAUGGAUUGCAUAACUUUGGAAGGUGACCAGGUUAGUCAUCGAGGUGCAUUAACUGGUGGCUAUUAUGACACUAGAAAAUCAAGACUCGAGCUUCAGAAGGAUGCACGAAAAGCAGAGGAAGAAUUAACUGAAUUAGAAGCAAAGCUGAAUGAAAAUCUCCGUCGAAACAUUGAGAAGAUUAAUAAUGAGAUUGACCAAUUAAUGAACCAAAUGCAGCAGAUUGAAACGCAACAGAGAAAGUUUAAAGCAUCACGAGACAGCAUUCUAUCAGAAAUGAAGAUGUUGAAAGAGAAGAGGCAACAGUCUGAGAAAACCUUCAUGCCUAAGCAACGGAGUUUGCAGAGUUUAGAGGCCAGUUUGCAUGCAAUGGAGUCAACACGGGAAUCCCUAAAAGCUGAGCUUGGUACAGACCUGCUCUCUCAGCUUAGCUUGGAUGAUCAAAAAAGAGUUGAUGCACUCAACGAUGAGAUCCGACAGCUCCAACAGGAUAACCGUCAGCUAUUAAAUGAACGAAUUAAGUUGGAAGGUAUAAUGACCAGAUUGGAGACUUACCUCAGUGAAAAUUUAAGAAAGCGCUUGGACCAGGUUGAGCAGGAGUUAAAUGACCUGCGAGAAACUGAGGGCAAUACUGUUCUAAAUGCCACAACAUCUGAACUAGAGAACAUUAAUAAACGGGUGAGAGAGACUACAGCACGUGCAGAAGAACUGGACAGUUUGAUAGACAAAAUAGAAGCAGAAACCAAAGAUCGACAAAAAAGCAUGGAUCGGUGGAAAACAAUGGAGAAAGAUCACAUGGAAGCCAUCAACCAUGAUACCAAGGAGCUGGAGAAGAUGACAAACCGGCAGGGUAUGCUGCUGAAGAAAAAAGAGGAAUGCAUGAAGAAAAUCAGAGAAUUGGGCUCAUUGCCGCAAGAGGCUUUUGAAAAAUACCAAACGCUGAGUCUUAAACAGCUGUUCCGAAAGUUGGAACAAUGUAAUCAGGAGUUGAAGAAGUACAGCCAUGUCAACAAGAAAGCCCUGGACCAGUUUGUGAAUUUCUCUGAACAGAAGGAGAAACUUAUGAAACGUCAGGAAGAGCUUGAUCGUGGCCACAAAUCUAUUAUGGAACUUAUGAACGUACUGGAGUUGAGAAAGUAUGAAGCCAUACAGCUUACCUUCAAGCAGGUGUCUAAGAAUUUCAGUGAAGUAUUCACAAAGUUAGUUCCUGGUGGUAAAGCAUCACUGGUUAUGAAGAAAGGUGAUGUGGAAGGAAGCCAGUCACAGGACGAAGGUGAAGGUAGUGCAUCUCAGAGUAGUGUCCCAUCUGUUGACCAAUUCACAGGAGUUGGAAUUCGGGUGUCUUUUACAGGGAAACAAGGUGAAAUGAGAGAAAUGCAGCAGCUUUCUGGGGGUCAGAAAUCCCUCGUGGCACUUGCUUUAAUCUUUGCAAUUCAAAAAUGUGACCCAGCUCCCUUUUAUCUCUUCGAUGAAAUUGACCAGGCCCUGGAUGCUCAGCACAGAAAAGCUGUUUCAGACAUGAUUUCUGAACUCUCAGCACAUGCCCAGUUCAUUACCACUACAUUCAGGCCAGAAUUGCUUGAAUCAGCAGACAAGUUUUAUGGAGUGAAGUUCAGGAACAAGGUCAGUCACAUUGAUGUGAUCACAGCCGAACAAGCAAAAGAUUUUGUGGAAGAUGAUACUACACAUGGAUAAAAAUGGGAGACCCUGACUUCCAGUUGAUUGAUCUUAAGUUGUAUACUUUUUAUCUGCAGGUGUGAAUUAUACAAGUAGUCCACAUAUUCAUCACCCUAAACUCUAGGUGGUGACUGCAUUUUAAUAUGGUCAACUUUGGAGCUAUUCUUAAUCCUAUCUCUCUGAGGAUAAACUGAGAAUUUAGUUCCAGAGUCCUUGGCAUUUAGGAAGUGACCAGUGUAGAUAUUUUUUUCCCAGUAUAUUGUGCUUCUGUUAUAUCUUUACUGGAAUGCAUUUUUUGAAAAAAGUCUGCUUCGGAUAUCUUUCUCACAUAAUUGAACUCUGCUCAUGGUUUUGUAAAGUUUCUAGUUGCAGUUUUUAUGCUCUUUGAAAUUACCAUUACAAUAAAUGGACCUUCUUUAUGUAAUUUUAUCAUUUCCACUGUUACGUUUCAUUCUUUUAAAGAGUUGCAAUAAAAUGUUAGA
This is a messenger RNA of Rhincodon typus (whale shark), 3931 nucleotides long. It is a transcript of the gene smc3, whose product is annotated as structural maintenance of chromosomes 3. The record is from RefSeq and is a predicted model, not a curated record. The coding region runs from base 174 to 3467 and encodes 1097 amino acids. NCBI's taxonomy places the organism in Eukaryota, Metazoa, Chordata, Chondrichthyes, Orectolobiformes, Rhincodontidae. The transcript has 26 exons. Gene Ontology annotation, biological process: mitotic sister chromatid cohesion. Gene Ontology annotation, molecular function: cohesin loader activity; ATP binding; ATP hydrolysis activity. Gene Ontology annotation, cellular component: chromosome.